This is a messenger RNA of Pseudomassariella vexata, 615 nucleotides long. RefSeq lists its product as uncharacterized. Lineage: Eukaryota; Fungi; Ascomycota; Sordariomycetes; Amphisphaeriales; Pseudomassariaceae. The record is from RefSeq and is a predicted model, not a curated record. The transcript has 2 exons. Bases 1 to 615 code for a protein of 204 amino acids.
AUGGCCGAAGAACGCGAAGGAGCCCGCCGGCCCCGUCCGACAAUCACACGAGAGGAAAUAGACCAAUUAUGGCGAGACUCACGGCUCUCGAUCCCGCCCCUGAUUCGCAUACCAGCUGCUGCCGUCACCGCCUUCAGCGUCGGAAUGUCUCUGGGACUGGCGCAUGGAAGCACAAUGGCUGGUCUACGAUUUCGAGCCGAACACGCCCAUCGUCUUCCGACCUCAACCACCGGCUGGUAUCUGUAUCACAAGAGCAAGAAUUAUCAUUUGGCCUUCGGUGGCCUGAAGGAAGGACUGAAGACUGGACUUCGGCUUAGCGUGUUGAGUGUGGCUAUGUUCUGUGCCGAGAACCUAUUUGACGUCUACCGUGGCACCAAGGAUAUGCUGAAUACUGUCGGGGCCAGUUUGGCUGUUGCUGGCGGUUUCAGCUUGAUCAAUCGAUUCUCGCCUGCCGAGACAGCACGAACGGCUCGCAAGGGUUUAAAAUUUGGACUUGUAUACGGCGCCGUGCAGGAUUUGCUGUCCUUGGCCAAAGGACGACCCGUGGGUUACGUCGAGUUCGUGCGGCGACAUAUUGGAUCCAGGACCAAGAUGCAAGACCAGCAGACAAUAUGA